GAGGAGGAGCCUUCACUGUGGUCACAGCAGACCAGCUGCCCCAUAAGAGCGCACUGCCAUACGAGCACCACUCAAACAGAAACCUAAAGGCAGAUGCAGACAGAUAGAUAGAUAGAUAGAUAGAUAGAUAGAUAGAUAGAUAGAUAGAUAGAUAGAUAGAUAGAUUGAAAAGAGAGUUGCAGAGAGGUAACAAGUUACGAUGAGAAUGCAGUUCUGCCAGUGACAUUACUUCGUUCUUCUUUUUUUUCUCACACACAACAGAAGACAUGAAGGCGCCUUUGAUCAUCUUCUGCUAUCUACUUGCUGGUGUUCAUUCUGUGGAGUCUGUGAUCGAGGUGACUGGAUAUGUUGGUGGAUCAGCACUGAUCAGAUGCCCCUAUGAUAACGGAUAUGAAGGAAAAUCCAAGUACCUCUGCAGAGGGUCAUGUCCUGUCGGGGGAGGUAAAGUCAUUCCUGUCAGAACUGAAGCAGGCCAGACCAAAGCAGUCAAUGGACGAUUCUCUCUGCAUGAUGACACCACUGCUAGAGUGUUCACUGUGAUCAUCACUGGACUGACAGCAAAGGAUUCUGGGAAGUACUGGUGUGCCAUUACCACAGGAUUAUUAAGGACUGACGUGUAUACUGAAGUGGCAUUAAAGGUUUCACAAGUUCCACCUCCCUCCCCAAUCAUGACUCUCCUACCCUCCACUGAGGACUAUUCUCUCACACCUCCACAACCAUCUACUCCUCUGAUAUCCAACACCUCCCCUUCUGCCCCGGAGACAACCAUUAGCCAAUCAGCUGCUGAGCUUCAGGAGGACACAGAAGACUCUGUGGUCAUACUGGUCCUUUGUGCUGUGGGGAUCGUAGUCUUGGCGACGGUGUGUGGAAUGGCAUUGGUCUUAUACUACAAACAAAAGAGGAAGAAGCAGUUAGCAGUUACAGGAGAUGGCCCCUCCAGUCUUCACAACAGUGUGCAAACAGAGGAGCCCAACGAUUAUGAGAUGUCUUUUGAGCCGGGGAGUGUCCCGGAUGCCAGGGCGUCAGUCAGCUCCAUCUACUGCAAUGCCUCCAACGCUCAGCGACCCUCAGUGCACUCACUCUACUCCACUGUAAGGCCAGUCGCUGAAAGCCCAGAGCAGAACAUCUACUGCAAUUCUCAAGAGGACAUUGUUUUCCCCGACUACUCCAAUGACACUCUGCCUGAAGGAACUACAUCCCCCACAAUGCACUAUUCCAAUAGAGUUGCAGUUGGCACCACUGUCAACACUCUAUCGACACCAGUGGAAGAUGGUGAGAAUGAUAAUUUCUAUUCAAUGUGCAGUUCCCCAAAGUCAAAGUAGCAAGAAUUUUGUUUGUAUUUGUAUUAACUUAUUGUUGCAAAUUAUACAUGAAGAACGCAGGUCUGAGUACUGAGUUUGUGGCAUCUGAAAACAUUGUAAAUAAAGCCUCCAUUGAGAUACCCUUC
Messenger RNA from Clupea harengus (Atlantic herring), 1447 nucleotides. RefSeq names its product CMRF35-like molecule 6. The record is from RefSeq and is a predicted model, not a curated record. Gene Ontology annotation, molecular function: transmembrane signaling receptor activity. Bases 267 to 1322 code for a protein of 351 amino acids. The transcript is spliced from 6 exons. NCBI's taxonomy places the organism in Eukaryota, Metazoa, Chordata, Actinopteri, Clupeiformes, Clupeidae. Gene Ontology annotation, cellular component: plasma membrane.